AUGGCCCAAUAUUCGGCGGCAGAACCUUCCACAAAAUCACCAGAAGCUACAUUGAACGGCCCCAAUAUUGCGAACGAAUCGCUACGAGUAUUCGCGGGAGAGUUGUCGAGCUUCAAUCAAAACCACAACAGUCAACAUACAUUGAAAAGCUCUGCCACCUCACCUGUGACUAAAGAAGGCCUUAACAAACUUGAAUUUAACCAAAAUGAGGAUGAAGAUAGACUCUCUACCGUCGAACUGUUCCAAGGUUGCAUUCCCCUUCGUCUGUUCCUCAUUGUGAUGGUGGCCACUUUGAUUGUGAUAAGCUGCUUUUUCAUUUGGGUCAGCACCUUUGUUGUUUCAAAACAUGCAAUUGAAAGUUUGGCAAAUAAUGUGAUUGGAGUGAACAAUCAAAAGAUUUUAUCAUAUUUGGAUGCAAUGAUCAAUCCAUUGGGAAAAAUGUCAAAAGCAAUGGCAGCUGAUUUCAAUUAUGGAAUUGCGAAUGUCGAAAAUUUUCGACAAUAUCUCUUUCCGAAAUAUUAUUUCUUGGGAGCAACAAGUUGUGGAUACUUUUUUGGAUAUCCUUCUGCGAAAUAUACUUAUUCCAUCACAGGAGUUGGAAGUAAGGCAUAUUUGGUUUAUUCAUAUCAACCUCCUGGAUUCAUUGGAACGAUUCGAGACACUGUGAACAACAAAACAGGAGCAGUAAUCAAAGUGAACAGUACCAUUGAUUAUACACCUUUCUUUUCAGCUCAACAAGAUUAUUACAAUUCAACAAUUGAUUUAAGUUCAAAGUUGGGAAUUGAAGGAGUUUAUGGAUCUCCUUACAAAGCAUUGAAUUCAAGUAUGGCUAUUUAUCAUUCUUCAGUGGUUUAUGAUCCAAUUUUAUUUUCAUCGACAGGAAUGAAAAAAGCGGUUGGAGUGACUCGAAUUAACAUGUCUUUGGGUGCAAUUGUUUCAUAUUUGAGCAAAAUUGUGUUGAUUGGAAGAGGAUAUUGUUUAGUUUCUCAAACCAAUGGAAUGAUGAUUGGAGGCAGCAUUAACACUCUUGCAGGAGAUGGAGAAACGAAUUUACACUUGUUCAAUGUUACUGAUAGAAAUGACGUCUAUCUGAUUGUCUUUGAGGAUGAUAUUUUGCAAUCCGUUAUUGUAACCUCUGGCAUUUCAGUAGGAGUGUUUGUGGGCGUCAUACUCCUGGGCCUCCUAGUAAGCAUUGUUUUAGGAUCGAUCCUCGCAAGACCUUUGAAACAACUCGAAGAGCAAUUCUCCUUAAUGAAAGUACUAAUUUUGGACAAUGUGAAAUUAUCAAGCUCAGUAUUCAAAGAAAUCCAAAAUAUUUUCAAUAGUUUGGAAGAAAUGCUCCUUUGGUUACAAGAAAUCAAAACAUUCAUUCCGGAUCAUGUCUUGGAAGAUAUUCAAAGUAGUGAUCCCAAAAUGUGUUGUUCCCCUCCACUCUUAACAAGUCGUCAGCAUGCAUCUAUGAGAUCGAGCGUCACAAAGAAUUCUGUCUCGUCGUGUCAAUCGGCAGGAAGAGAGUCCAGCACAAGCAAAAGACCCAAAUUCUUGCGAGCAUUAAGCAAAACGAGCGGAGUGGGGUCAAGUUUUGAUUUUGUCGAAUCGGCAUCAGAGAAGGCAGAAUUGUUUACAGAAGCUCUCUCUACGAUUACUCCACUGAUUAAGAUUUACAAAGCUUCUCUUCAGAUAUUAACGAAUUUUGAAUUUCAAAUUUAUUUCACUGGUAAUCUUAACGAUGAUGAAUACAAAGUUCCAAUUAAGGGCAUUGAAUGUGCUUUGAAAAUAGUCAAAUCUCUCGAGUUAAUGAAUGCCAUCAAGUACAUGACACGAAUUGGAGUGAGUGUAAGUGAGGCACAAGUUGGUAAUAUAGGAAACGGAACCAAAGGUGCCAGAUAUUUCGCAACUGUUGGUUCCUGCGUGAGAGAUGCCACCACCAUGGCAACACUUGCACGGCUUUUCAAUCUUUCCAUUGUAACAGACUCUUCGUGCUUUGAUGGAACUCUUUCGAAUGAAAAAUUCAUUGCAAGACCCAUUGAUCGAUUUAGGAAACAUAAAUCUUCUGAAAUUGAAACCUUGUGGACCGUAAUAGAUGAGAAGAUUCUCGAACAUUCUGAAUGGCUCCUUCAUUGUUGA
This is a messenger RNA of Naegleria fowleri, 2127 nucleotides long. RefSeq lists its product as uncharacterized. Bases 1 to 2127 code for a protein of 708 amino acids. The transcript has 4 exons. Lineage: Eukaryota; Heterolobosea; Eutetramitea; Acrasida; Naegleriidae. The record is from RefSeq and is a predicted model, not a curated record.